AUGGCCUCGGACAAAAGAUUGGAAGAAACUCCACGGUUGAAUGGCAAGAGGAGCUCAGCUAGUCUGGACCGCGCCAUUACUUAUCUGGAACAACAACCCGACAGCCAAACUAUACAUGCAUCCGUGGACCACACCCAACUCGUCCGCAGAAUUGACAGACACAUCGUGCCUAUCGCUCUUGCGAUCUACACACUCCAGGUCUUGGACAAGCUUGAUAUCAACUAUGCAGCAGUUAUGGGCUUCAAUCCAGAUCUUCGCCUGGUCGGAAAUGACUUCAAUAACGCUGCCAGCUCAAUGUACAUCGCGAACGUCAUCGCUGAGCUCCCCACUGGUUAUAUCGUGCAGAAAGUACCACCAGGCAAGUGGUUAGGAUUGAACAUCAUUCUUUGGGGCGUCGUGACGGCAUCCACUGCCGCAGUCCACAACUUUCACGGACUGGUUGCGACGAGGGUGGUGAUUGGUAUUCUGGAGGCAGCUACGACGCCGUGUCUCAUGCUCAUCAUCGGCAUGUGGUACACCAAGUCGGAAGCAAUUUUCCGCUUUGCAAUUUGGUACUGCGGAUUGAGCAUUGCCCAAAUGCUCGGCAGCCUGAUGUCUUGGGGUUUUCAGCAUGUCCAUCACGACUCCCUUUCGAGCUGGCGCAUCAUGUUCAUCGUUCUCGGUUGUGUUACUGCAGCAGCAGGUGUCUGGGCUAUCAUUUCGAUGCCAGACUCGCCGAUGGAUGCUUCUUGGCUGACAGAAGCAGAGAAAAGAGCAGCCAUUCAGCGAGUUGCCGUCAACCAGACGGGAAUCAAAAACACCCACUUCAAAUGGCAGCACUUACGCGAACUUGUUCUCGACCCGCAGAUAUGGCUGCUGACCUGCCUCGUCAUUCUCACCUCUCUGUCUUCCGGCGUCGUUUCUUUCUAUUCCACAACCCUUAUCCGCAACUUUGGCUUCUCCUCGCAACGAAGCGCGUUAUUAAACAUACCCAGCGGCGCGGUGUCCUUGAUAUCGGCCCUUGCGACAGCGUAUAUUGCUCAUAGAUACAACGCCCGAGCACUCUCUAUGGCCCUAUUUACUUGUUUCGCUGCGAUAGGCUCCGGUUUGAUGUCAUUCCUUCCUUCGUAUAACCGGGCCGGACUCCUCGCAGGCAUCUACUUAGUCAACGCUAUAACCCCCAACUUGUUCCUGAUCUUCUCCCUUACAACCUCCAACGUUGCCGGGCAGACAAAGCGUGUUGCCGCUAACGCACUUGUUUCUGGGGCAUUUUCAGUCGGGAACAUCGUUGGGCCCCAGCUGUUCAAGCCUAAAGACGCUCCACAGUAUAUACCCGCUAAAAUCGUGCUGCUCGUGACCCAAAUUGCUUCGGCCGUCUUAGCGUUAAGCUUGAGGCUGUAUUAUGGUUGGAAGAACAAGGAGAGGGAACAUGAGGGGGACAAGGAAAUCGAAAAUAUCGAGUGGUUAAAUUUGACGGAUCAGGAAAACAAAACGUUUAGGUACAAGUACUGA
Mycena indigotica is the source of this 1491-nucleotide messenger RNA. RefSeq names its product MFS domain-containing protein. The transcript has 10 exons. Gene Ontology annotation, molecular function: transmembrane transporter activity. The record is from RefSeq and is a predicted model, not a curated record. Gene Ontology annotation, biological process: transmembrane transport. Lineage: Eukaryota; Fungi; Basidiomycota; Agaricomycetes; Agaricales; Mycenaceae. Gene Ontology annotation, cellular component: membrane. Bases 1 to 1491 code for a protein of 496 amino acids.